Messenger RNA from Leptomonas pyrrhocoris, 1299 nucleotides. RefSeq names its product unspecified product. The coding region runs from base 703 to 1299 and encodes 198 amino acids. NCBI's taxonomy places the organism in Eukaryota, Euglenozoa, Kinetoplastea, Trypanosomatida, Trypanosomatidae. The record is from RefSeq and is a predicted model, not a curated record. The transcript has a single exon.
AGAAGUGGUAUACGGCUCCUGGUAGCACAUGUUCUGGCUCCAGAAGGAUUGCACACGAUCUGCUGCCGUUAUUCGAUUCAUAUGUACGUUGAUAAAACGGUGACGCGCGAAGUCGAAACUGCCGUUGUGCUCUAAUCUUGCGCUACAGUAUUUUUUUCUCUUUUCUUUCUCUAAGUGCCUUAUCUGCGUGCCAACAUACGUAACAGAAGCUGUUCUAAUUAACUAGUUGGAGAGAUACCCGCUCCUUUCGUGCAUUAUAUACAUAUAUCUGUUUGGAUGGCGUAAGCUGGCAGCCUUGGUUCGCGUGACGCUCUGUUUCCCUUUUCUGUCUUUUUCUCUUUGAUGCAUCUUCGACCCCUUUUUUUUUGUUCCGCGUUUUGAAAAAAGUAGUUGUGCCUCCGAUUUGACUCCCAGAGUCUGAGGUACCCUUUUCUCUUCUUCUCGAUACAAUUCGUUGCCGACGAUAUACAAGAGACAUAUUUCCUUGUUUUUUAGCCGCGUCACGGUAGUGUGUGUGUGUAUGUGUGUGUGCGUGCGGCGUUCAUUCGUGAGCUAAUCCCUACCUCUUUGUUGUUGUGGUCGUCGUUUUCUUGUGCCACUCGUUUCCUUCACAGCGCUACCCUUUUUUUUCUUUGCUGGCCUCCGACGCAAGAUCUGCGGCGGCAACUCCACCAAAAAUAUUGAAACGCAAAGGAAAACAAAAUGGGAUGUAAAUUUUCGCAGUUGAAGAAGAAACCAGCUCCCGUGCCUCUCAAAUCAAGUCUAAAGAGCGAUAGGGGCUCGACGUAUGACGACGCGGCGCAGGAGGGUGCUGUCGGUGGCGCGGGUGGGCGUGCGGGCGGCUCCGCGUCGCCUACAAAGGGGUCGCCGUACAGCCCCAAUAGACCGCCCAACGGCAACGAUGUAGCCAACAGGGACGCUAACGGGAUGGACGACGACUUGAGUAACACUUUCUCACCUGAUGGCACGAAAAAGCUUGCGAUCCCGAUCGAUGACGACGACGUGUCGGAUGAAUCAUCCAGCGGCGGGGGUGGCAGCGGCAUGGACCCGAAUGGGUCGUUUUCCAAUGUCGACCUGAAGGGUAGCUUCCACAUUCACUACAACACCAAAGGCGAAAUCAACCCCAACGCCUCACUACCGGCGAGUCGCCGUGGCCGCUACGUGUCGCCGAAGCUGUUAGCAGGGAUGUCUCCCCACCCUAGCGAUGAUGACCUGGUGCUUGUGUGCACCGACUGCGGGACGGCGAUUACGGAAGAUUGCGAGCAAUUGUGUCCUUUGACGGGGAAGCUUCACUAUUAA